AAAAUAAACUCGCACAGACUUGAACAAAUCGGCGUCGUUUUAAGAAUGCAAAAAAAAAGUGAGCAAUACCACGUUGCAGCGCCUUAACACUUCCUGGCGUGGAUAAUUUAAAAGGACUUUCACGAGAUUAUAAAUGUUAUGACAGAAAUUUUGAAUUAAAAACAAUGAAGUGAACCAUUAAUAGGAGUGAUAUAAAACUAAAACAUAGAAUAUUGUCUUGUGGAAAUUUAAAUAUUUAUAAUUAACGUCAAAAUUUAAAUUACAAUCAAAAUUUUUGGGUGAACUCGUUAUCAAUCACAUGAUGAUAUACCUCACUAUCACACUCACCACCAUAUCACAUGUAACACACUACAAAGUUCAAUGGAUUGAAAAAAAAAAACUAUUUAAAACUCGAAAUUUAGGGAAGAAAAAGUCAAAAUUCUCUGUUAUUCAAGAUUUCAAGCAUUCAGCAAAUGUAGAUCUAGGCCGAAAUGGGAAAUAAAAGGCAUUUCAAAGAUUUAGCGAGCGAUUCACUCGCGGAAUUCCAUUUACACGGAAUUUCUGGAGGAAGUGGGGAACACAAGCUGUAUUCGACUGACGGUUUCGCAGAUGACGAGUCUUAUCACCCGAUUCCCGUUAUCAAAGGAGAUGUCGAACCAAAAGUUUGCUUCAGGUGUAAAACUAUCUCGGAUAAUCGAUCAAGGUGGUGCAGAAAAUGUUACCAAACGAGGGAACAGUGGAUGCCUUCAAGACCAACGAGAAAGUUACGAAAACGUGAAUAUCCUUUGGUUUCGAGCGAUGAAGAGCAUAUCUUUCCCCAACCACCUCUUUCGAAAUAUUCCAACUUGCGCCGGAUAAGGGCAGCAAAAAACGUGAAGGAAGAUCGUUCCUCGUCGGAAGAGUUUACUCAACGGGAAUUCUUCGAAGAAAGAAGAAGACAGCGUCUUAAGAGACGAGCAUACGUGAGAAAGAUAUUGGAAAAAGCUUACGAAGAUACUACCGCGUCAAGUACUGAUUGUGACAACGUCUGCAUGGUUUGCCAAAUUAGGCCAUUGGAAGUUGUUCUCGUACACGAAAAAGUAGCUCAUUUGUGCGUAUGUAAAAAGUGCGCCGCGAUCUUAGACAGCAACAAUGAAAAAUGCCCAGCGUAAAAUUUAGAACAAGCUAAUGAUUUGGAUUCAAAAUUCAAAGUAGAUGAGUAUGUUAUAAAAGCUCAGGUUUUAGCUGGUGGAAGAGGAAAAGGACACUUCGAUAAUGGAUUUAAGAAAGGUGUACAUUUGACUAAAGAUGCAGAUCAAGUCCUUCCGAUUGUUAAAAACAUGAUUGGACAUAAAUUGAUUACGAAACAAACUCCAAAAGACGGUAUACUAGUCAAUAAAGUAAUGGUUGCGGAGUCUGUUAAUAUUAUAAGGGAAACUUAUUUUAGUAUUGUUAUGGAUAGGGGGUUCGAUGGACCUGUUAUUAUUGCUUCACCAGCUGGUGGAAUGGAUAUUGAAGCUGUUGCGAAGGAUACUCCUGAUAAAAUUAAGACUUACCCUAUAGAUAUAGUAGUAGGAAUUACUCCAAAUGUUGCUGAAGAUGUGGCUGCAUUCUUGGGCUUUAAAGGUGAACAGAAAGCUAAAGCUGCCCAUGAGAUUAAACGACUGUAUGAUUUAUUUGUUAAUGUAGAUGCAACUCAAGUUGAAAUUAAUCCUCUUGCCGAAACUGAUCAAGGCGAAGUCGUUUCAGUAGAUGCUAAGAUCAAUUUUGAUGAUAAUGCCAGUUUCAGGCAGAAGGCUAUAUUUCUUAUGGAUGAUCACAGUGAAACUGACCAACAGGAAUUGAAAGCUGCCCAGCAUAAUUUGAAUUAUAUUAGGUUAGACGGAGACAUAGGAUGUUUAGUAAACGGAGCAGGUCUUGCCAUGGCAACGAUGGAUAUCAUUAAACUACACGGAGGAGAACCGGCCAACUUCUUAGACGUUGGUGGUGGCGUCAAUGAAAAUCAGGUACUUGCUGCCUUCCAAAUUUUAACCCUAGAUCCGAAUGUCAAGUCUAUUCUAGUAAAUGUAUUUGGUGGCAUUGUAAACUGCGCAACUAUUGCUUCAGGUAUAAUUAAUGCCACAAAGUCUCUUGAAUUGAAUGUUCCUUUAGUAGUCAGACUUGAAGGUACAAACGUAGAUGCUGCAAGGAAGCUGCUUGUUGAAUCUAAACUUCCUAUUACAUUUGCAGAAGACUUAGACGAAGCUGCAAAAAAAGUUGUUUCAUCUAUUAAAGCCUAA
Messenger RNA from Nezara viridula (southern green stink bug), 2237 nucleotides. The record is from the annotation of a GenBank genome assembly. Lineage: Eukaryota; Metazoa; Arthropoda; Insecta; Hemiptera; Pentatomidae.